AUGGCGAACAGCGCAUAUCUUUGCGGUCCGGAUAGUUUCGUUAUUCAGGGUUCUUACUGUGUUUCCUCAAAAGGUAUAGAAGUGUCAAACGAUAAAGAAAGAUUUCUGAUACACCGCAAACUAAUAGAUCGAUUGGUGCGCAUUGUACCUACAAUAAACUCAAAUGCUCAAUCAAACGGUAGUUCCAAUAGUAUUCAGCGGCGAUUUGGACGGACACCGUCAAAUUUGUAUACGCUUUUGAUUGCCACAAAAGACUUUCUAUUUUACGAAAUCAGUUUUCCUUCUGUACGACAGCAGCAAACUGUUCAUAAUCAACUAUUCGAUAUGUUAAAGGAACCAUCAUGGAAAAUUGAUGACUUUAUUACUGACUGUCCGGUUAUCGAUGGUGGGGGUCAUAGAGCCCAGGUCUUUUCUCCCGAAAUUGAUUUUGCUGAGCAAAUAUCCAACAACCAAUUGCGGAUAAGUUAUGUUAAUGAAAAUUUCCAAGUUUGUUCGUCUUAUCCGCAAAUCAUGGUUGUUCCAGCAGUGGUUGAUGACAGUGUUGUUACGAAUGCUGCCCGUUGUCGUUUUGGUUUUAGGUUUCCUAUGAUAAAGUACUUUCAUGCCCCAAAAUCGACAAUUUUAGUCACCACAAGUAGAAAGACAUGUCUUGUUCCCUCGAGUUCUUCGAGUCGCUUAAGCCAAUUAUCUCUGGUCAAUGAUACAUCUUCUAUUUCUGGUUCCAUACAACCAUCUUCUUCCAAGCCCGAGUCGCAAGCCAAUGACCAUUUACUUGAUACCAUGCUGUCCCCCAGUGGACGCGGAUUGGUUAUUAAUCUAGCCAAUGAGAGUAGUAAUCACGCCGUUGCCUCAUCUUCCAACUCAAAAAGUACUAAAAAAGGUGAGUGCAAGCCAUGUAUUUUCUCUGUACCCCUCUAUAUAGAGAGACGUGAUUUCUCCACGAUAAUAGCAGAAGACACCUUGCCCAAAAAAUCUAAAAAACGAUGGCAUUUGAAACGCCUUAUUGGAGAUUCCUCAACUGAUCUCUAUGACAAGGGAUGGAAAUCUAUGCAAAAACCUCUGCCAGAUCCACCCAAGAUUCAUGAAAUAUUCGUCAAGUUCAUUGAAGACAUCACGACUCCGACUGGAAUACCCUCGCAACAAAACUCUAAUGCGGGAUUUAAUCUUCCAAAUCUUCUUCGACCAGCCACGACAACCACCGAAGAAGACGUUGCAAGUGGCAAGAGCACGUUUGCUGGUGUUAAGGUGAGUCUGAAGAAAACAACAGCUUGGCUUGGACUGGUUCGGGAUACGCUAGCCAUCGCUUCCACAGCAGCUUGUGCACUUUGCGGACGUGAUAGGUCGGACAAAACAGGAGAAGGUCUCUCAGUGCUUCUUAUUAGUAACGAGGGCACUGAUAGAUCCCUACUUAUCUCCUCUCUGACUCAAAUUAUCCUCUCUGCUGAUACUCGCACUAUUAGUGGAUUUGCGGCUCUGGUGCAUCGUGAUUGGGUAGCUGCAGGACAUCCAUUCGCAAGACGCUGUUCAAGACUCCUGACUCAACCCAGUGAUCAAUUGAAGGAAGCCUCUCCCAUAUUCCUCCUCUUUCUAGAUUGUGUUUGGCAGGUUUGUUAUCUUAUUUAG
Rodentolepis nana is the source of this 1623-nucleotide messenger RNA. Lineage: Eukaryota; Metazoa; Platyhelminthes; Cestoda; Cyclophyllidea; Hymenolepididae. The record is from the annotation of a GenBank genome assembly.